Molecule: messenger RNA, 2280 nt
Organism: Symbiodinium natans
Lineage: Eukaryota; Dinophyceae; Suessiales; Symbiodiniaceae
Source: the annotation of a GenBank genome assembly
AUGGAGCCACGCCCCGGCAUGCGGCUGCCGUUGGAGUUGCAGGUUGGCACGGAAGGCUUCACGGCCGGCGCCGGGGACAAGGAGCUGCUCGAUCACAGCGCGAUCCAGCGCCUGCGACAACGAUUGUUGUCGGGUAGAAGGCGGCGCAGGGACCGGGACAUGGUCGGCGGGCAGCACGAGCUGGUUGUGGAGGGCAGUGGCAGCGUCGAAGAGUGGCCAGGCGGCGGUGUAGCCAGGGUCCAAGCCACAGCAGCGCGGCAGCGCAGCACUGAGGGAGGCGACGUAGGCAGCAGCGGCGUGUCGGGCAACGUGCCGCAAGCCAAGCCCGCCGGCGGCCGUGGAGAGGGAGGCUUGCAGCCAGGCUUCGGCAGGCAAAGGCCCCGUGCAAAAGCGUUCCAAGCAGGCACGAACAGCUGCAUCAAAAUCAACUGCGGCCUCGCCAAGAAGCUGUGGGGGCGUGACACGCAUGGCAAAAACCAUCCGGCUGAAGGCAGCACAGUGACGCAGCAGCAAGAGCCCUGUUUGCGGGUCAGGGAGCUCACUCAAUGCUUCCAAGAGGGGCUUCGCCUUGUCGACGCGCUUGGCAUGGGUGUAGGCUUCAGUGUAAGCCGCAGGCCCAAUAGGAGCGCCAAGAAGGUUCAUAGCCCCGUGCUGGCUGACCUGCACCCCGUCCGGGAAGGCCCGCUUGUCAACAGCACUGUCCGCGCCGGCGCAGUAGGUAAGGACACACUUGCUAGGGUUGAGCUCCAGGCCAACCUGGCGGCUGGCGGCGGUAAGGCGGGCCAGGCCUGCAGCGACCUGCUUGGACCCGCCAGCAAGGUAACUGUCAUCCAGGAAAGCAAAGGCAAGUUCAGGCUUCUGCCCCGAACCGCCGGCCGCAGCGGCCUGGAGAGCCGGGUGCAAGGCCAGUGCAAACAAGAGAGGGCCGAGUGGGUCGCCUUGUUGGACUCCAGCUUCCGAGGAGAGGGGGGAGUGGUGGAAGAGAAGCCGGGAAUGGUGGUCGUAGCACCACUCGGCCCAUGGCGAGAGACCCGGCAUAUGCAGGCGGACCUGCCGAAGCAUCGCAGCACGAUCAACAGUGUUGAAGGCAUUGCGGAAAUCAACCUGCAGAAAGCACUUAUCGACAUGACCAGUGUUGCGCUGCAUCCACUGCCUGGCAGUGUGGAUGGCAGCCUCCGCACCGAGGGGCACAGCCACACCAACCUGGAGCGGCCAAAGGUGCUGGGCGGCUGGCUCACGCAAUGUGCUGCAGAGACACUUGCCGGCAAGGCGGCGCCAGGUUUCGCCGACAGCGAUGGGCCGAAGGUCACCGGCCCCUUUGGGAAGAGCGUGAAGGGUGGCUCCUGCAAGGUGGGGAGCGAGUGCAAGGGGGGCCUCUCCCCGUACGAGGAGACGGACCACUUCGGUGAGGUGUGCCGCAACCUCGUCGGAGUGGACCGAGGACAAGGCCUCUCGGAUGUGAUCCCCUCGAAGACCAGUCGGGCCAGGGGCGCUGCCGCGCUUGAAGCCCCGGGCUCGCGGGUGUUUGUCCCGGAGCGCAGCAGUGACCUCGGCCGAAUUUGCGAGCGGCGGGGGAUCCAAGAGAGCCGCGCAGGCACGGGAAAGGUCGCCCUCACCUGCAAGAGCAACACAACGAGCAUGUCUGCGGGCAAGGGCCGAAGCCGCAUCCUCCUCGUCAAGGGAUUCCCUGCGCCGCCGAGCAGGGGCAGCGUGCCAAAGCUCCUCACGUUCUCCUUCCAACCACCUGGAACAGCAACGCUGGGUGAAGCGGGCUGCCUGGUCACGGCGCCGAGCGCCUCCUCGUGGGGCAGGCUGGAGGACGGCCUUUGGGAGCAUGAGGAGUUCGCGCCAAGCGAGGAGGGAGUUGGUGGUAGCGACAUUGCUCAGAGCCCGGGCCAAACACUGGGCCCACACGCCCCGGGCGGCUUUGGGCACAUGGCGCAGGACAGGGAUGUCAGCAGAGAAAAUGGUGGCAAGGUCAGGCAAGGUAUCACGGCCAUUGGCAGGGGCAAGGGGUGCAGCCGGCGGCGGCAGCACAGCCUCCCGAGCAGCCGGCCGGCAACGGCAAUGAGUGCCAUUGUAGCGUGCCGCAACAAGCAUCCCGCAAACGGAGCAAUGGUCCAAGCCAUGUGUGCGGCAAUAACCACUGGGCACAGCGCCAGCCAGGGUCCCUGCAGCAUGAGCAUCCAGGUGAGGGCGCAUGGAGGCAUGCGACUUCCAGCCGAUGGGUGCUCACUAUCGGAAAAUGAGGCAGGCGCGGUGCGUCGGUCAAAAGCCUAA